Molecule: messenger RNA, 1665 nt
Organism: Physcomitrium patens
Lineage: Eukaryota; Viridiplantae; Streptophyta; Bryopsida; Funariales; Funariaceae
Source: RefSeq, a predicted model, not a curated record
GCAGUUUGGUUGUCGUAGGAUCCAUCUGGUCGCAACCAGCCAAUUCCUCUCGCCCUGCUGCCUCGCUUCCCAUCCAGCAUUCCAAUGCGCCAUGAAGUGUCUAGGGAGACAAACUUUCGAGGGCUUUCGAAGCGUAAUUUCUACACUUUGUGUGUUAGAGAGGCGUUCGUUUUGAUGACUUGGGUGUAAUUUGCGGGCCGGGAGGAGGGGGGAGGAUCUUGUUGUGUGAUUCAGGGAGGUGGGGAGUUUCGCAAUUGAGUAUUCUCCUCGGAGUUGCGGAGUAUUUGUGGGUGGCAGAACAACGAAUGCUUGGAUGGUGGUCCCUACUGCUGAUGGAAUUUUGUGGUGUGCGAUGUGCGUUAGAAAGUCUGUAGGUAGAGAUAGAGGGAAAAGAAAACCAGAAAAAUAAAUAAACAAGUAAAUAAUCCAUAGAUAACCGAAACUAAGGUUGGUGGAUUUGUGGGUUCUGUUGGGAGUUUUUAAAGCUUACAUUCUCUUGGAUUGGGAUUCUUGGGAUGGCUGCACGGUUACUUGAGUAUUCGGCUACCGCCGACGUCUGUGCACAUUGCAAUGUCGUCAGGUGUGGUGUGGUCAAUGGCACCAGCAAGGGGACCUCCCAUGCGAGGAUGUUGAAAUUAGGACGUGACGACUGGCUUGGGGAUGGAAAUUUCACUCAUACGAGACUUCUUCUGAAGCAAAAAAGACGAAGCUGUCGAAUUCAUGUUCGAGCUGGGAUUGAAGAAUUGGCGUUAGAUCAGGUGUUGGUUUCGGCAGUUACAGCAAGUACUCUUGCCCAGCUCGUCAAACCUUUUGCAGCAGGCUUGAUCGGGAAAGGUUUCAACUGGAAGUUGAUUUACAAAUCUGGUGGCAUGCCUUCUUCUCAUUCUGCUGCUGUUACAGCAGCUGCAACAGCUCUUGCUUAUGAGAGAGGAUUAUCGGAUGGAGUUUUCGGAUUAUCCGUUAUUGUAGCAUGCAUUGUAAUGUAUGAUGCUCAGGGUGUAAGGAAUGCCGUUGGCAAGCAGGCCAAGGUCAUAAACACCAUGGUCGUAUCAUACAUACCCCAACCUCAGCCUCAGCCUCAGCCUCAAGUGGAGCAAUCUCUCCCAGUUGAAAUUGGCGCUGAACUCACACAGGAUCCUGCUGAAAUGGUGAGGGCUGUCUUAGACAAGAACUCUUCAUCAAAAGCUAUGCUAAACGCGCCAUCUUUAGUAAUCCUCGACGGUAAAUCACCCAGUGCAAGCAAGUCAUACAGCGAAACAGCUGCAGAUUUCUAUAAUGGAGCUUAUACAAGGUCUAGAGGUUUUUUCGAAUUAGCUCGGCAAAUGCCAGCCAUGCAGGUGGGCGAAGUGGACAUCCAAGAGCUUGGAAAGCAGGAUGGAUGGCGCCUUCUGCCACUGAAAGAAUCAAUCGGUCAUACCAAAAUUGAGGUACUUGGAGGAGGUCUUUGGGGAGUUGUGAUUACUUGUAUACUUCAUUCCCUUCAUCAGUCUUAGAGGCUUUCAGCUCAUGUCAUGCUUCCGUUUGCUUGUUUACAGCAAUUUUCAAAAUCUUCUUGUACCCUUUUUGCCUUCAGGGAAUCUAGAUCGUAGGCUCACAAUUUUGUCAUUGUCUUUAUACACGUACACAUCAAUACACAUUUUUAUCAUAAGUGUUAUAUUUCCUCUA